Molecule: messenger RNA, 5002 nt
Organism: Odontomachus brunneus
Lineage: Eukaryota; Metazoa; Arthropoda; Insecta; Hymenoptera; Formicidae
Product: ubiquitin-protein ligase E3B
Exons: 17
Coding region: 1270-4476 (1068 amino acids)
Biological process (GO): ubiquitin-dependent protein catabolic process; protein polyubiquitination
Molecular function (GO): protein binding; ubiquitin protein ligase activity
Source: RefSeq, a predicted model, not a curated record
UAAUUCUGUCGGCACCCGUGUCUAAUUCCGGCUAAGAUACUUGGGCGAAGCCUCGGGACUCGUGAUAAUUAUCGCCGCGAGAUGACGGCUGAAUGAAUGGCCACGCGUGUGCCAUUUUGUUGGCGUUCGACGAGCUAAAUUAUGCGGGCCAAAUUACAUUGUAUUACAUUGCACGUCGGCUUAAAUCGUCCCUAUCCGUCAAGUCGCUAUCGACUCAAUUAGCCUCAUUAAUCCGCCGUUCCGCUUCGCGAAGAUCCGUUGUUGGACCGAUCGCGACAAGCUUCACUCAGCCUGCAUAUCGCGUCCGCCUUGAACGGGUGUAUUUAACAAACGCUCUGUUUCUCUCCUCGACGAUCUUACUCGCUUAUUUUCGCUACGACGUGUCGGAGUCUUCGUUAUUAUUACUUCAUAUCGCGUCGGGUCUACAGUCUCGCGCGAUGCCAUAACACGAGGCCGAGGCUCGGUUUGACUUUAAAGCCCAAGCGACGACGACUACGAGGAAGAUAAGAAGAAGAAGAAGAAGAAGGAGAAGAAGAAGGGUUACGAACACCUUGAAGGAGAGGACGUCUUGCAUUAACAACCAGGAUAUUUGGUUUCUACUGCAAACUUGCUUAAACACCGCUCGGACCUCCAAAUUCAUCUCUACCAACUAUUUUCUCGCAGAAGAGUACAGAAAAACACUUGACUGGCGAGAUUGAGGACGUAUCCUUCGUUUUUUGUGCGAACGGAAAAAAGGGUCUUUUCGCACGGGAUAUUCUGUAUUGGCCGCGUUUAGUAGAACAAGUGAUCAGUAAGCGCUCAGUGAGCUCUUGCAUCUGAUUGGAAUAUAGUUGAAGAUCUAAAAGAAUAUGCCAAAUCAUAUACAAGAGCUCCCUGAGCGUUUACUGAUCACUUGUUCUACUGAACGCGGACAUUGCUUCAAACAAAGUUUUACCUCGGGGUCUACGAAACUCUACAGCCGGCAUUGCCGAGUGAGAUCUUUUGGAGCAGUAGUACAAGGAAGGGGGGCAUUGUGUAUGUGAGAGAGAGGGGGAAGAGAGAGAAAGAGAGAAAGAAAAAGCAGAGAGAGAGAAAGAGAGAGAAAGAGAGUUGGGGAAAGAGGAGGUAGUUGGUAGAUGUUCGUCAGCUGACGACGAUGCCGCGAGGAUGUCUCGUGGCUAUCGGUGAACAACGACGACGGCGACGACGACGACGACGACGCGGACGACGAGGAGCGUAGGUGUUCGUCCGGCUUGGUAGCGGGGUUGGAGGGUCGUCUGGAGUUCGAGGAUGUUCGGAACAGAACGCUCGUCGAAGGGCAGUUUCCUGCAGCAGAAGAAGGCCGCGAGAGAAGACCGGGCCCACGAAAAGCGCAGGGAGGCCGCGGCCACCCUGAUCCAGGCCCAUGUCAGGACCUGGCUGGCUCGCGUGCGCUUCACCAAACGGAUACUCGAAGAGUUCGACAACAACUUUCUCGAUGACACCGGCACAGAGACCGCGAGUGUGGAAUUGAAGCCGGCUCUGGAUGUAUACAGAAUUAUCUCUAGAUUUUUGUUAGUACAUAAAAGAGAGAGGGAUCAAGACAGAGUAGAGAGAGUCUGUAGAUACCUCGUGCUGACUCUCGACUCAGAAUCACCGAAAAUAUCCUACGUUGGAGUCGCACUCAACAAAGAUCACUACAUAUCAUGGAUAUCGCAGAUGAAGACGGUCCUGUAUCACUGCCUCUGCGGCCUGGAGAACCUCAAGCCGGAGAGGGUGGCGGACCACAAGUCCAUAUUGCUGCGUCUACACACUCUGGUGAGCUUCACGUCAUCAAGCACGUGGGCUAUCCAGAGGGUAAAGGGCAUGGACAAGCUGAAGACUGGCAUGAACCAGCUAUGUGCAAACAUCAUGGGUCAUCUAGUUAACAACGGAUUUUACGCCAUCAUGCAGGCUUUGUUAGUGAAGGGUUUAGGAAGAGCAAAGAUCGCUCUGAAACCGGUCACACUUUCAGCGGCUGUUACCUUGACUCUAAGGCCGCUGAUCUCUUCGCAAAUGUCGGACAAGCUAGUGUCCUUAUUCUUAAUUAACAUCUUCAGCGUGCCAGCGCUGGUCCAUCACUUGAACAUUCUAUCGCCGGAGUGCAUUUCGUCCUUCAUUACAAACAAUCUAUUCGCGAGGAGUUUGGAGUUACUAAAUUCAGAGCAAAACCUGAGGAUCGUCUUUAACGCUCUAGAAGGGAGUUACGCGCUCUGCCUGCUCGCGAAUCUAAUACAACUGGCGAAUAUCGAAAGGGAGGAGAUGUUGAGAGAGCUCUACUUCCCUUCUUUCACGUUCGUCGUGACGAAGAUGUUGGAAGCGUGUCAACAAUACGUGGUCGCUAAACAGAGCAACUUGACGCACUGGCAUCCCGUGCUGGGUUGGUUCGCACAGACUAUCGACACGUCCUUGCAGGAUGCUAUUCCUUCGGUGAAAUUGCAACUAGCCUGCCUAUGGACCGGCAGAAUUGUCUCGCAACUGAUCGAGCAGCCACUGACCGAACUCGUUGAGAAAGAGGUGCCACCCACGGUGGAGCAACAGAGCACCUCCGUAGGCGCCAACAUUUUCCGACGAGCGUUCUUGGAGGCGCGCACCAACAGGAAUAACAGCACCAAGAACUACAGGAAGCUGGGCAGCCCCGAAACCACCAAGAUAGCUUUGAUCUGCUCCUUAUACCAAACGGCGCUGCACACUCUCACGCAGAUGAAGGUGGAGAUAUUGACUGGUCUAUGCUAUCAGGACAAAAUUCUCUACCACAUGUGGUUGUUUCUGGGCACCCUGGGACCACACUGCGGCCUGAAGGCGUUCUUGGAUCUUUUGGCGGCCAACACCAAGUGCACAGCGCCUGAGUUCCAGAUGCUCAUACUGUUCUCCGAUUGUAUGACGCAUUACGUGACUAUUCUCGACGAUAUGGAGAUGUAUGAGCAGCAAGACCCUUUCAAGCUCACAGAUUUCGUCACCAUAUCGUACUUUCUCAAUCAGUUUUUAUACAAAGCGGUUCUUACUAAUCUAUUCGAUGUGAAGUCGGUGUCCAGCAAUCCUCUGUUCACCUCGCUUCACACUCUUCUCAUGGCUAUCUACCGACGUGAUUGUCGCCGCACGUUCUGCCCGGAAGGCCACUGGCUGGCCAAGGAAGUGCGAGUGUCCACCUUCAUCGCCGACCUGGAAAAAGGUCGACGUGGUGCGGCGCUCUUACUCUCCAAGAUGCCCCACGUUAUACCUCAUUCCGAGCGAGUCGUGUUAUUCCGCAAACACAUAGCUGAUGAGAAGGCAGUGAUGGGCUUGACCGAAAGCGCUUGCAACAGUCCACCGACCACUCUCAUCGUCGUGCACAGGACGCGAAUAGUCGAGGACGGAUACAGACAACUAGCCAUGUUGCCGUCGCAGGCGCUCAAAGGUGUGAUUAGAGUACGUUUCGUGAACGAACAAGGCUUGGCCGAAGCAGGUAUCGAUCAGGACGGGGUCUUCAAGGAAUUUCUCGAGGAGACAAUAAAACGGGUGUUCGACCCAUCUCUAAAUCUGUUCAAAGCCACCAGCGAAAACCGACUUUACCCAUCUCCCACGUCUUUUAUGCAGGACAAUCACUUGCAACUGUUCGAAUUCGUCGGGCGAAUGCUCGGUAAAGCAGUUUACGAGGGAAUCGUCGUGGAUGUGCCUUUCGCGUCGUUUUUCGUCUCCCAAUUUUCUGGGCAGGCGGGCGGCGCGCUGUACAGCUGGCUCGACGAGCUCGCGUCUCUGGACCGCGAUCUAUAUCGCAGUCUAACUCUGGUGAAGCAUUACAAGGGCGACGUGAGGCAGCUUGAACUGACGUUCUCGCUGGACGAGGACGUGCUCGGCAAGCUGGUUACGCACGAGCUAGUCCCCGGCGGACGUACUACCGCGGUUACCAACCAGAACAAGAUCCACUAUAUCCAUCAUAUGGCGCACUAUAGAAUGCACCAUCAGAUCAAGGAGCAAACGACAGCCUUCAUCAAAGGCUUUCGUUCGAUCAUCAAUCCCGACUGGCUCUCGCUGUUCUCUACGCCCGAGUUACAGAGACUGAUUUCGGGCGACAAUGUUCCCUUGGAUUUGCGGGACCUAAGGAGGCAUACGCAAUAUUACGGUGGCUUCCACGACAGUCAUCGAGUAGUGUGCUGGUUGUGGGACAUUUUAGAGAAGGACUUUACGGAAGAGGAGAGGGGUUUGUUCCUGAAGUUCGUGACAAGUUGCUCCAAGUCGCCGUUGCUGGGUUUCGCUUACCUGGAGCCACCUUUCUCCAUACGGUGCGUGGAAGUUUGCGACGACGAAGACACCGGCGACACUAUCGGCAGUGUGAUCAGAGGUUUCUUCACGAUUCGCAAGAAGGACCCGCAGAACCGACUGCCCACCUCGUCCACGUGUUUCAACCUGCUCAAACUGCCCAAUUACCAGAAGAAGAGCACACUGCGCGAGAAGUUACGUUACGCCGUCACCAGCAACACCGGCUUCGAGCUCUCCUAGAUCCCUCGAGUGCGCGACUUUUCCCUGCAGAGUCGAGGAACCGAUCAACGCAUUUUCGCACGAAUUUCUCGCGCGAUACCGUGAUCGUGUAGGUAUCUGCUCUCUCAGCAGGAUAAUGACAUUCGAUCAGACUAAAAUUUGCGCGAGGCUUCAAUGAGUGCGAGCUCACUCAUACGUUGAAUGCAUCGUGGAGCCGAUUCUCGGGACUGACGAUGACUUUUAGCAAGAAGAAGAUCGAAGCGUGCCUAAGCUGCCCUUACACCGACGCAGGCUGAUUCGGUUUGAACACUUCGAUCUUUAGGUGACGCGAAGUUGCUUGUAAAGAGACUAGAGAAUGCCAAUUCUCUUCAAGCGCGUUGUAUUUCCGACGAUUUCGCAGUUUCAGCGUUGCUCGACGACGAGCAUGGAUUGUAUCGCGAGAGAGAAUAUGUACAAUAUAAGAAUAUAUGUUAAUAAAGUUCGCGGAUACAAGAGAGAGAGAGAGAGAGAGAGAGAGAGAGAGAGAGAGAGAGAGAGAGAGAGAGAG